Cryptosporidium ubiquitum is the source of this 366-nucleotide messenger RNA. RefSeq names its product U1 small nuclear ribonucleoprotein with RRM domain. The transcript has a single exon. Bases 1 to 366 code for a protein of 121 amino acids. NCBI's taxonomy places the organism in Eukaryota, Apicomplexa, Conoidasida, Eucoccidiorida, Cryptosporidiidae. The record is from RefSeq and is a predicted model, not a curated record. Gene Ontology annotation, molecular function: RNA binding.
AUGCUUAAAAAGUUAGUAUCUGGGAAUGAAGAGCAACCUGCAAACAAGACUCUAUAUUGCAAGAAUUUGAAUGAUAAAAUCAACAAAAAAGAUCUAAAGAUUUUAUUGUUUGAACUUUUUAUUCAGUUCGGCAUUAUUGAAAAGAUUACAAUAAGGGGAGGAAGUCCUUAUAGAGGCCAGGCAUUCAUUUUGUUUCAAGAUUUAAAUAGUGCAAUUAAUGCAAAGAACAGUAUUAAUGGUAUGUAUAUACUAGGAAAACCAAUAAAUAUAGAAUAUGCAAAAACAAACUCAAUUUUGAAUCCUGGAUUAUCAGAAAAUAAGAGUUCAGGAUAUAUAUUGGGACCAAAAAUGCCAGAAAGCAAGUAA